AUGAGCAACGACUUUCACCUCGUAGACGUGGCUGGCUGGGAAUAUGAUCUGCAAUCGGUGUAUACGGCCUACAUGGGCUAUUUCCAGCUGCAUGGGAUUCCUUGGUAUGAGCGCUCAUGGGGCCACCUCUUCUCGACACUCGACGAAUUCCUGUCCUUCUCAUGGCCAAUCAUCACUGUAACGGACGUCAAGACUGGUCGCGCGCAUAUUGUGACGCGCAUGUCGUCUAUCAGCGCAUUUGUGAAGAUGAUUAAAACACGGUUCGGCGACACACUCCCCAUGGCGGAGCACGUACUCAGAGUCACGCCUUUCGAGACACAGCAGCGUCACCUGCGCACAAUUUCGGACUAUGCGACGUACCAGAAGCUAUAUCAGACACUGCCCGCGGUAGCGCUUGGCGCUCUGAAAGCUCGGAUCCGCAGCGGCGAUCCCACUUCGGUUUUUGAUCUGUGGCACCAAAGGUCGAAGACGUUUAUUGCCAUCGACUUCGAGUGCCACGAACGGAAUCCUGCAACCAUCCUGGAGUGGGGCUAUGCGGCCGUGCGAUGUAGUCACCUGGAUGCCAUAGGCUCGUGGCCUCCCAACCCCGAGGAUAACUAUCGCAAGGGACACUAUAUAGUCAGCGAGUUCAUCGACAAGGUACAAAAUCGCCAUACACCGACCUACCCAUGGCAGUACGCGUUCGGCGAGAGUGCCGUUGUUAACCGCAACAAGCAGCUCCCGCAGAUCGUGCAGGCAACCAUAGCGAGCCUUGCGAGCCCAGAUGCCGAGACAUCCAACGAACUGGUGCUGAUCACUCACAAUAUGGCCGAGGAUCUUAAGCGCAUGGACGAGCUCAAGAUUAAGGUGCCACAUAAUGUGCUCAUCGUCGACCUUAUCUCCCUGGAGAACUCUAUGUUUCGCGCGGGUCUUCGUGGUGCCCAGGUUGAUGCCCGGAACGGCCAGCCACGACAGCCUGGAUCCACACUCUCGCUACGCAGCAUACUGCACUCAUUAUCUGUCAAUCUCGACUACCCGUUGCACAACUCUGGCAACGACGCGUUUGCCUGCCUACUUGCCUUCCAAUUGCUUAUCGACCCAAAGAAUACGCGCAUACCUAUGACCCCGAAACCAGCGCGCCCAGCAAUGAAUCGCUCUUCGAGCUACAACAUGUUCGGCCCUAUGCCUGUUUCGCCCCUGCUCAUGCCAUCUAUGAGCGGGCCUCUCAUGCCUCCAGUUAUGCCCGCAGCCGUAUCCAUGCGCUCACAUUCCACCUCCCCGCACCACCUGGGUCCUACAACAUCCAAUGGACGUCCGGUCUCGAUGGGCCCGGGCGCCUUUCCGUUCCCUUCGAACACAACACACGGUCGCCAUCGGACAUCCAGCAACACCAAUGGAAAUCUUGGAGUUGCCACGGAUGAGUUCGGGCAACGCAUCCGUACCACUUCUCUACUCUCACCGGACGACCUCGCUAAAGAGGUCGACAAGCGCGUCAAUCUCAAGUAG
Molecule: messenger RNA, 1485 nt
Organism: Peniophora sp. CBMAI 1063
Lineage: Eukaryota; Fungi; Basidiomycota; Agaricomycetes; Russulales; Peniophoraceae
Source: the annotation of a GenBank genome assembly